Molecule: messenger RNA, 1047 nt
Organism: Didymodactylos carnosus
Lineage: Eukaryota; Metazoa; Rotifera; Eurotatoria; Philodinida; Philodinidae
Source: the annotation of a GenBank genome assembly
AUGAUUUUCUACAAUAUACUCAUAUUAUUUAUUUAUUAUUUUCAAUUGUAUAAUACAUGUCCAUUAAAAACAGUAAAUAUUCAAACAGGUUGUUAUUGUGGAAUAGAAAUUGAUGGUACAAAUUAUAUUCAUUGUCAUCCUUAUUCUAUCUCUCAAAUACCUCAAUUUUCUCGUUCAUAUAUUUACGAUAAAUUAAAUAUAUCAUCAAAUUAUAUUCAAUCAAUAACUAAUAAUUCUUUUAUUAAUUUACGUGUACGAAAAAUAUAUUUGGAAAAUAAUGUAAUUCAAACAAUUGAUAGUCAUACAUUUGAAACAAUUGGAAAUUAUUUAGAAGAAUUAACUAUACAAGUUGUUAAUAAUUAUCAAGAUUUUAAUUUUUUAUGCUAUGGUACAUGGAAAAAAUUACGUUAUCUAGAAUUAAUUGGUUUUAAUUUUUCAUUAAUACAAUCAACAUUACAAUGUUUUCAAAAUUUAAAACGUAUGGAAAAAUUAGUGAUUAAAAAUUCUAUUCUAUUUGAAUUAUCUCACUAUUUAUAUACAUUACCAAUAUUAAAUGAUUUAACAUUAACCGAUAAUCAACUUGAAUAUUUGAAAAUUGAUAAUAAUAAUCAACAAUUAUCAAAUGUAAAAAUAUUAAAUUUAACUAAUAAUUUAUUUAAAAAUACAAGUGAAAUAUCAACAAUUUUAAUUAAAUUUCCAAAAUUAGAUACACUCGAUUUAUCAUAUAAUAAAUUUAAUCAAUUUUCUCAACCAUCAUUACAAGUUUCAAAUAUUAAUUUUAGUCAUAAUCAUUUUAUAUAUCUAACAUUUGAUAAUAAUUUACUAUUAAACAAUAUUAACUAUGAUUUUUCGUCGAAUCAGUUAUGUACACUAAAUAAUAAUAAGACUUAUUAUCAUGAACAAAAUCAUUAUUAUAUUAAUUUAUCAAAUAAUCGAAUACAUUGUGAUUGUAGACUAGCUUAUUUUUUAUUUAAUAACGAUCAACAAUUAUUAUUAUUAUCAUCAAAAAUAUCAACAUCACAUAUAUUUGAACAUGCAAUAUGUGCA